Messenger RNA from Entelurus aequoreus (snake pipefish), 3536 nucleotides. RefSeq names its product TEA domain family member 1b (gene tead1b). Gene Ontology annotation, molecular function: RNA polymerase II cis-regulatory region sequence-specific DNA binding; DNA-binding transcription factor activity, RNA polymerase II-specific. Bases 470 to 1795 code for a protein of 441 amino acids. The record is from RefSeq and is a predicted model, not a curated record. NCBI's taxonomy places the organism in Eukaryota, Metazoa, Chordata, Actinopteri, Syngnathiformes, Syngnathidae. Gene Ontology annotation, biological process: regulation of transcription by RNA polymerase II; hippo signaling; embryonic organ development. The transcript has 16 exons. Gene Ontology annotation, cellular component: transcription regulator complex.
GGGCUCGGGAUGACGCCACCUCUCUCGCUCCGCCCCGACGCAAACUCGCUCUUUGCGUUCAUUUCAUUCCUCCUCUCAUUCCGAGCAUUCUUUGCAUCUCUGUCAGUGAGCGAAGCGAUGCGCCUACAACAUCUUCCUUGCCGACUCAGAAACACCAGAAUAACUUGACACUGUAUUGUAAAUUCCCAGUAACACCACAUGAGCUUAAAAAGUGGAUGUUUGAUAUGAAUUAUCAAUAACGAGUUAGCCCAGCCUGCAGUUGUUGGGGGAUUUCUCCGGAGCUUUUUCGGACCACCUCGACGGAAAACACCGGAGAGACUUGUUGCUUCGCCACUUUGGACUUUGAGUGUUUCGGUCGCCAUCGAAGUUUGUUGUCUCUCCCUAGUCUGCUCCUGGCAUCAGCUUGGAGAGCCCAACCGACAAAAUUGAUCCCAGCAGCUGGAGCGGUAGCGAGAGUCCUGCCGAGGACAUGGAGAGGAUGAGCGACUCGGCAGACAAGCCCGUGGACAAUGAUGCAGAAGGGGUGUGGAGUCCUGACAUUGAACAGAGCUUCCAGGAGGCCUUGGCCAUCUACCCUCCCUGUGGACGUCGGAAGAUCAUACUGUCAGAUGAGGGGAAAAUGUAUGGUCGCAAUGAGCUGAUUGCCAGAUACAUCAAGCUUCGGACUGGGAAGACGAGGACUCGCAAGCAGGUGUCUAGUCACAUACAGGUCUUAGCAAGAAAGAAAGUUCGAGAAAUCCAAGCUGCCAUUAAGGUGUCUAGUCACAUUCAGGUUCUUGCCAGAAGAAAAUCUCGAGAGUUUCAUUCCAAGCUAAAGGUCACAAGUAUGGACCAAGCCGUGAAGGACAAAGCCCUCCAGAGCAUGGCCUCCAUGUCGUCAGCUCAGAUCGUCUCUGCCACGGCUAUUCACAACAAGCUAGGCCUGCCAGGCAUCCCUCAUCCAGCCUUCCCUGGAGCAGGGAUAUGGCAGGGGAUGAUAUCAACAAGUCAGCCAGGAUCCUCACACGACAUCAAACCUUUCACCCAGCAAUCCUAUCCCAUGCCGCCUGCAGUCACAAAUGCUAUUUCAAGCUAUCAGCCCACGGACACUCCCGCUCCGACAGCACCGGCAUGGCAGGGUCGCUCUGUCGGUACCACCAAACUGCGACUAGUAGAGUUUGCUGCAUUCCUGGAGCAAAAGAGAGACCCAGACUCGUACAACAAGCAUCUCUUUGUGCAUAUCGGGCAGACAAAUCAUUCCUACAGCGAUGCCCUGCUGGAAUCGGUGGACAUUCGUCAGAUUUAUGACAAAUUCCCAGAAAAGAAAGGCGGGCUGAAGGAGCUGUACGGAAAGGGCCCCCAAAACUCCUUCUUCCUUAUAAAGUUCUGGGCUGACCUCAACUGCAACAUUCAGGACGAGAAUAGCUCUUUCUACGGCGUAACUAGUCAGUAUGAGAGCUCAGAGAACAUGACCAUCACAUGCUCCACUAAAGUGUGCUCCUUUGGCAAGCAGGUGGUCGAGAAAGUGGAGACUGAAUACGCGCGGUUUGAGAAUGGACGAUUUGUUUACAGGAUAAGCAGAUCUCCAAUGUGUGAAUACAUGAUCAACUUCAUCCAUAAGCUAAAGCACCUGCCUGAGAAGUACAUGAUGAACAGUGUGCUAGAGAACUUCACUAUCUUAUUGGUGGUGACGAACAGGGACACCCAGGAGACGCUGCUUUGUAUGGCGUGUGUGUUUGAGGUGUCCAACAGCGAGCACGGCGCCCAGCAUCAUAUCUACAGACUGCAGCGUUGGGGACCGCAGAGGGAGAACUGAAAAGUUGGAGAGGAGAGCUGAAAAGCUGGAGAAGGAGAGAGAGGGAAAAGAAGAGACUUUAAACAAAAAUAAACAUAUUGUAAACCUGGCAACCACACCUGGCUCCAAGUCUAUCGGUCCUAAAAGAACCCCACGACACGAGUCGUUCACAACCGUAUUUUCCGCACUAUAAGGCGCACCGGAUUAUAAGGUGCACCUUCAAUAAAUGGCCCAUUUUAAAACUUUGUUCAUAUAUAAGGCGCACCGCAUUAUAAGGCGCAUAGAAUAGACGCUACAGUAGAGGCUGGGGUUACGUUAUGCAUCCAUUAGAUGGAGCUGCGCUAAAGGGAAUGUCAACAAAACAAAUAGUGAUUGUACUGACACUUCUAGUUGCUGCUCUCUGUUCAACAACUCACUGUUCGAGUUUGUCCUCCAACUGUAGCCAUCUCGCUUUGUUCCCUCGGAAACUCUGUUUAGUCUUCUUUACUUGGCGCAGGUCAUCAUGUUGCUUCCGCCACUUCCGCACCAUUGAUUCGUUAAUGUUAAAUUUUCUCGCUGCUGCUCUAUUCCCGUGUUCUACAUCGUGACUGAUCGCCUUGACUUUAAACUCUGCGUUGUAUGUGUGUCUCUUAAUAGGAGCCAUUUUUGGGUCUUUACAUAAAGUUUAGGUCUCGCAACUACGGUAAGCAGCCGCCGACUUCAUUUUACCGUAUAUACCAUAUAUAUAUAUCAUACCGUUGCGAGACCUGUUGUGGCUCAAUAUUGGUCCAUAUAUAAGGUGCAUCGGGUUAUAAGGCGCACUGUCAGCUUUUGAGGAAAUUGGAGGUUUUUAGGUGCGCCUUAUAGUGCGGAAAAUACGGUGUAUAUACAGUAUAUAUGGAUAUAUAUGUAUAUGUAUGUGUAUACUGUAUAUACAUACAUACCAUAUUUUUCGGAUUAUAAACCGCAGUUUUUUUCAUAGUUUGGUCGUGGGUGCGACAUAUACUCCGGAGCGACUUAUGUGUGAAAUUAUUAACACAUUACCGUAAAAUAUCAAAUAAUAUUAUGUAUCUCAUUCGCGUAAAAGACGAAGCAAAUAGCAGCAAUCGUCACACACACGUUAGCAAUCGUCACUCACACGUCAACCAAUAAGAAUUCGGCGGGGGAGGGUCAUUGCAGAAGUGCAUUGUGGGUCAUGGAAUGCUAACUGCUAUAUGCUAUAUGCUACUGCCGUAGCUAUUAAUAUGGAUCACAUCAACAUUGGCGGUAACUUAUAAAAACUGAGAAGGGCUGAACAAAAAUGGCACCAAAAAGGAAAUCAUAUACUGCAGAUUACAAGCUGGACGUAGUGAAAUAUACAGCAGAGAACGGCAAUCGAGCAGCAGAAAGAAAGGACAUACCAGAGGCGACACCGGGGAGGAAGAUUUCAUCGGAUUUAGUGAUCGGGAGUGACAGAUUGUUUGGUAAAUGUAUAGCAUGUUCUAUAUGUUAUAGUUAUUUGAAUGUCUGUUACCAUAAUAUGUUACGUUAACAUACCAGGCACGUUCUCAGUUGGUUAUUUAUGCGUCAUAUAACGUACACUUAUUCAGCCUGUUGUUCACUAUUCUUUAUUUAUUUUAAAUUGCCUUUCAAAUGUCUAUUCUUGGUGUUGGAUUUUAUCAAAUAUAUUCCCCCAAAAAUGCGACUUAUACUCCAGUGUGAAGUAUAUAUGUUUUUUUCCUUCUUUAUUGUACAUUUUCGGCCGGUGCGACGUAUACUCCGGAGCGAUUUAUAGUCCUAAAAA